UCCCUCUAAGCUCCACGAGAGCCACUUUACCUUUACGAACAUCUCUGCAGCUGCAUACGCUUGCGCCUGUGAAUCUGGAUAUAUUUUGUAUGCUGAAGAGUCGCCAUUGACUUCUUUUUAAAGGUUGAAUAUUUUGUUUUUUUGAGGCCUCUGAUGGGAUCUACAAUGAGUUUGUUGUUUUCCCCCUAAUGGACGGCAUUGUGGUCGCUCUUAAAUACACAAAUACAAUUUAGAUUCCUAAAAGCUCACCAAUCAACAGUGCCAACAAGAUGCAGAAGCACGUGGAGGUCAGGAUAGAUGAAGGCCACUUGGAGCCUCCAGUGGACACGACCGAGAGCUUUUGCAGCAAUGUAUGUGAUAAAGUCAUGAAGAACAUGGUUCUAACGCUCACAAUUCUUGGUGUGUUUCUCGGUUCCAUUGCUGGAAUGCUGCUGCGACACAUAUCGCCUCUCCCUCCUGAUGUUAUUUUGAUCAUAAGCUUCCCAGGGGAGAUCCUAAUGAGGAUGCUAAAGAUGCUUAUUUUGCCACUUGUUGUUUCAAGUCUGGUCACAGGACUGGCCGGCUUGGAUGCUAAAUCAAGUGGUCGUCUCGGCACCAGAGCUAUGGUGUACUACAUGUCCACAACCGUGAUUGCAGCUGUCUUGGGGGUGAUCUUGGUGCUGCUCAUCCAUCCUGGGAACCCCAAACUGAGAGCUAAUCUUGGACAAGGAAAGAAGAAUGAUGAUGUCUCCAGUGUGGAUGCUUUCUUUGAUCUCAUCCGGAAUCUGUUCCCAGAAAACUUAGUGCAAGCCUGCUUCCAACAGAUACAAACGGUGACCACCAAAGUACCCGUGCCCACUAACAGAACCAAAGCACCCCCUCAAUUCACGAUCAAGAGGUCCCUUCAGUUCAAGAGUGGGAUGAAUGUCCUUGGUUUAAUUGGAUUCUUUGUUGCGUUUGGAGUCAUGAUGGGGAAAAUGGGGGAAAAAGCCAAACUGAUGUUGGAGUUCUUCAAUGUCCUGAAUGAGAUCAUCAUGAAGAUUGUUAGUGCAAUCAUGUGGUACUCUCCUGUUGGUAUUGCAUGCCUAAUCUGUGGAAAGAUCAUCUCCAUUGCUGACCUGGAGGUGGUUGCCCGACAGCUGGGAAUGUACAUGGUCACUGUGAUAGUGGGCCUCAUCAUCCACGGAGGCAUCUUUCUUCCACUUAUAUAUUUUGUCAUAGUCAGACAAAAUCCUUUCAAGUUCUUCAUGGGAAUGUUCCAGGCCUGGGUCACAGCACUUGGAACAGCAUCCAGUGCCGGAACCUUGCCUGUCACGUUCCGAUGUUUAGAGGAGAACCUAAAAAUUGAUAAGAGAGUCACCCGCUUUGUCCUCCCUGUGGGGGCCACAAUCAACAUGGAUGGCACAGCGCUUUAUGAGGCCGUGGCUGCCAUUUUCAUCGCUCAGAUGAAUGGAAUUGUUCUGGACUGGGGCCAGAUUGUCACGGUCAGUAUGACGGCAACCCUCGCCAGUGUUGGAGCGGCCAGUAUUCCCAGCGCUGGACUGGUAACCAUGCUGCUAAUCCUUACAGCAGUCGGCCUGCCCACUCAGGAUAUUAGCCUCCUCGUGGCUGUCGACUGGCUCCUAGAUCGCUUCCGUACUUCAGUCAAUGUGGUUGGCGAUUCAUACGGAGCGGGAAUUGUGUACCAUCUUUCCAAAGACGAGCUCGACUCAUUCGACGCCCAACAGUCCAGACUGGAUGACUUUGAAAUGGCUAAAACAAAAUCCUUCUUUGAAAAUAGCACCAACCAGAAUGUGUACGCUCACCACAACUCAAUUUUGAUAGACGACUGCAAGGUCAACAUGGGCAAAAAUGGCAAGACGACAGAUUUCUCUCUUGUUGAAGAGGAACCAUGGAAAUGCGAGUAAAGCAGACCCCGAGGCUGCUGCGCCUUACCUUGAGUUCCACAAGUCCUUUUGAUGACAAAACUACCGAAAAGACACUCAAACAACAAUUAUGGCAGUGCAAGUCCAAGACGACCACCCUUUCCUUUUCAGUCCUUUUCAGUCUGGAUAGCUUCAGCUCACCUCACAUAGAUUGUGCAUUUGCACAAAAAUUCAAUGAACUGGUGCAUUUUAGGCACUGAUAAAAUGAACAUUUGGUUGAGAAGACUCAGGGCCUUACUCGGUGCUGCUACAAGCUUCCUGUUUUGUCAGCUGCAGAAUUCUUCAACCUUUUGUAAGAUCUCAUUACACUUUUGUAUUGAAGCUUUUCUUAGGUUUAGAAACAUUGACUGUUUGUUCACAAUGCUAACAUGGUCUGUGAGAGCAGAAUGGAAACAGAAGGUAUCUGCAUGGUGUUAGGAUGCAAAAUCAAGACUGCGCUCCCUUUCACUUUCUGACUAAUGGGAUUAUACCCUGAGGUCGUACAUACAAACAAGCUGAAGCGCUUAAGUUUUAGACCAUAAGAGGUAAAGGUGUGGCCUAUAAUUACGGCAACAACCAGCACAUGAUGUCUUGUUUUAACAGCAAGUACAUGGGGGUGCCCUCCAGUUUUUUUAUGUGUUUUUGACUGAAACACAGAAUUUUUGGAAGUAGUUACAAAUGUAUGUCUGGCAUGUAUGUGUUCGUAUGCGCCGUUCCUGAGAGCAAGUGGGGAUGAUCAGAGAGGCAAACAAGUUGGGUUCAGUAAGUGGGAUUCAAAAGGUGGAAAUGACUCUCAUACUCUCCAGGCCAGUGCAUUGAUGUUGUUCUUUUCAAAUCUGGUGUUUUCUUUACUAUUUAUCUAACUUGCCUUGAAGACGUCAACUGCAUAAUGCAGUCAGUGUGGUGAAAUUUAAAUUAAAAGUUGAAUGACUAGAGGAAAUGGUUUGUACCCGGCUUUAUGGCUGUAUGAGGACGGCUGGGUCCCUCUCAUCAGCUAGACUUUCAUUUAGACUCAUUUCAUUUUGCUUAAGUGACUACAGUGGUACCUCGGUUUUUGGUAAUAAUCUGCUCCAAAAGGUCUGACCAAAUUCGAAUUGUACAAAAAACUAAUAUUUUUUUUGUCAAUAAUAAACAAUGUAAACCCAAUUCAUCUCUUCUAGAUACCCCAAAAUAUUAAUAAAAACACAUUUUAUAGUGAAUAAUUACAGUUUACAUGCAGAAAAUAACAGUGAGGGAGUAUUUGAAAGGACAUCCACUUUUGACCACCUUUGUGAUUUGCUAUGACUUCUUUCCUGAAUGCAAUAGGUUUUUUUUUUUUUUUUUUUUUUUAAUUAUUUUCCUUAUCAAAGUGCUGGCACUUGCAACUAUCUUCGGUCCAAUGGUGGGUUUUUUGGCAGCCGUACUUGUUAUCAAACAACUACAGACACAACCAGUGAUGACAUAAUAGAGGGGUCAGAGUUGAGCACAGGCUAACAUGCACAUUUUGUGCAAAGACACUAUACAAGAUUGAUUUCCCAGAAUGAAACGCAAAAAAAAAAAAACAACUAGUUUACUAAGCACAAAACCCAGAUAUAUUUUUGCCAAUAGUUUUCGUCACAUACGUGGGCAUAAGGAAACCGAGGGACCACUGUACAUACUGUACCAUAGCACCAUUGGGUUUGUUCAUGUUUGUUUUUCAGGUGUACAGUCUCAGCUUUAAUGUUAAAGUUGUUCAACAAGAUCAUUAAAUGGUAACUUUAUGUAGCUGGAUGAUCCAGUGUAGCAUCUCUUCGAUUUUAGUCAUUUAUUUUUGUCUAAAAUAAGCAACAUCUAAGACUAUAUUCAUGUUUAAAGUGCCUCCUUGCACUUCACGUAUAUACAGUAGAUCUAUACUCUUAAAGAUAAAUGUGGAAUAUGUAUACAGACGGUUGUUCUUGUCAUUGGUCUAAAUUGUUUUUGUGAUGCUUUCUAUUAUGAAUUACCAAUGAUAGAACUAGAUUUAUAAUCCCCUCUAUGAGCCUCUGGUUUUCUCGUUUGUGAAAAUGUGUCUAUGUGACACGUUCGCCGAACCUGCAGACAUUUUUACAAGGAUCUUCUGUUCCGUGUGUAUUUUGAAUUUGUUAGUCAUAAGUGAAAUGGAAAUUUCAUGGUUGUGAACAAUUGAUACAUUAUUGAGGUGUAGUGAUGACAAAUUCAAUCUUAGAUGAUGUCAGGUCCUUUCUUGAUCGAUAUCUAAAAAUCAUGUGGUGUCCAGUCAUCACCAUCGUUAUUACUGACAUGAACGUUUUGCGAGUAUAAGGUUUAUCUGUCACUAUUUUCCAUAAAUGUAACAUUUUGUAGUUAUCUUUUUACAUGUUUUUCAUGACGUGACUUUGACUGAACACUGCAAAAAACAUUCUCUAGUUUUUAGUCAGCAAACUCCGAAGAACGCGUCAUAUAAAACUGAUUUUCAUAUUUCAGAGGAACUACUGUGCCCCAAAUGGACCCAUGUAUUUCUCCCUAAUUUUGGAGAGUAUGGUGUUAUUGUUUCAUGGUUUGUUUUUUAAGGCUCAUGAGGGGGGAUAUUACUGACAUUAUUACUGAAAUUACUGGGGGAUAUUUGUUAGUAACUAGUUAGUAACUGACAACCAAAACUCAUUGCAGAAUACAUCUCUGAACUGAAGGCAUCAUUUAUUUUAUUUUAUUUUUUAUAUGAUAAGGAAAAUGUUUUUAGUCAACUGAGCUAAUGUAGCAAGUAUUUUUCAUGAAUAUGCUAAAUCUUUAGACAAUUCAACAUAUAUUUUGUAUUUUCUCUAUUAUGUAUUGAGUAUUCAUUUCAUGUUUAACAUUGUUUGUCAUAUAAUUUGACCAAGACUGUCCGAUGGCGCAAGACAUUGCAAACAGACAACAACUGCAGGCCGAACUGCAGGUCUUUGUCAGGUGAAAAUAAAGCAAAAGCAUGUAAAUGUUUUAAUACAUGUGUGUAAAUAUCAAAGGAUACAAAUAAAUUAUUACUG
Molecule: messenger RNA, 4858 nt
Organism: Doryrhamphus excisus (bluestripe pipefish)
Lineage: Eukaryota; Metazoa; Chordata; Actinopteri; Syngnathiformes; Syngnathidae
Product: excitatory amino acid transporter 2-like
Biological process (GO): L-glutamate import across plasma membrane; L-aspartate transmembrane transport
Cellular component (GO): plasma membrane
Molecular function (GO): neutral L-amino acid transmembrane transporter activity; glutamate:sodium symporter activity; L-glutamate transmembrane transporter activity
Source: RefSeq, a predicted model, not a curated record